Messenger RNA from Thunnus maccoyii (southern bluefin tuna), 963 nucleotides. RefSeq names its product histone H2B 3-like. NCBI's taxonomy places the organism in Eukaryota, Metazoa, Chordata, Actinopteri, Scombriformes, Scombridae. The transcript has a single exon. Gene Ontology annotation, molecular function: DNA binding; structural constituent of chromatin; protein heterodimerization activity. The record is from RefSeq and is a predicted model, not a curated record. Gene Ontology annotation, cellular component: nucleosome. The coding region runs from base 15 to 383 and encodes 122 amino acids.
UCUAACGACCAACCAUGCCUGAUCCAGUCAAAGCCCCGAAGAAAGGCUCCAAGAAAGCCGUGUCUAAAGCCACCAAGACCGGCAAGAAGAAGAGAAAGACCCGCAAGGAGAGCUACGCCAUCUAUGUGUACAAGGUGCUGAAGCAGGUCCACCCCGACACCGGCAUCUCCUCCAAGGCCAUGGGCAUCAUGAACUCCUUUGUGGGGGACAUCUUUGAGCGUAUUGCCGGUGAGGCUUCCCGCCUUGCCCACUACAACAAGCGCUCCACCAUCACCUCCAGGGAGAUCCAGACCGCCGUCCGCCUGCUGCUGCCCGGUGAGCUGGCCAAACACGCCGUGUCUGAGGGCACCAAGGCCGUCACCAAGUACACCAGCUCCAAGUAAACUCGCUGGCUGUACCAUCAACUCAAAGGUCCUUUUCAGGACCACCCACACCUUCACCUGAGAGCUUUAAUCCUUCAUGUGUUUGAUCUUCAAUGUUUAACGUUGUAAUUGUAUUAUAAAAUAUGUAAAUUAGUUUUUUUUUUUUUUUUUAAACGAAGCAUGUUAUAAAUGUGUUGCAGUAGCGAUGUGGAGCUCAAAAGUCAACAUUUUAUGACACUUUAUUUGUAGACUUCAAUAAUGUCCAGUAUUAUGUGGUUUUAUUGGAAUGGUAAAACCGUUUUUGUUGCUGUAUUUAAAUGUUCUGUAGAAUUUAUUCAGGGCAGAUAUUUGGUCAUAUUUGCACACUUCUGUAUGUUAAUGUUGGCAUUAAAUCUCCCAAUGACCACAGUAACGGGGACCAGUGAAAAGACUGACUGGAGUCCAUGCAACUAAAUAUGGAUGCAGUUCAUAUUUUGGCCACAGGGUGUCGCUGCUGCUACACUGUAAAGGUCGCAUAUAAUACUUCAGAUGUGCUGCUGACAAGAAAUCACAAUCAACGUUAAUUUUUACAACACAAUGAAUAAACGACAAAUAAAUCUGA